AUAUCGAGGGAUUGCAUCGUCUUUAUGAUAUAUUAAAAAAUAUUUUCUUACUUAAUAAGACUGCCUUGUUUGAAAUCAUGUUUAUCUUUUGAUGAAAAGAAGCCCGGUAAUAACAUAGUUGUUCCAUCUUAGAAUUGCUAGUUUACAAGGUCUUCUAUUUUUCAAUAACCUAACUAAUCAUUACAAUGAUCAAUUAUGCCUAUAAUACAAUAGCUACCAAAGAUCCCUCUGUACAACUUGUAUUUGAAUAUAUAAUUUUGAUGACUGUUGUUUUUAAUAUCAGUGUAAAGUAUGUCCUGCAUACUAUUGAUCUACAAAGUGAAACUCCAUGGGAUAACAAAUCAGUGUUGUUAUUAUACAUAGAAUUGAUUAUUGGAAUACUAAAGAUAAUAAAAUCGAGGUGAAAAUUUCCAACUUUAUUUUAAUUUAAUCGAGAUCUUCUUUCAGGUUUUUCUCUGUUACCUUUGUGAUCUUAAUGAUCAAGCUGUUCACAUUACCCUUAUUUGCAUUGCGUCCUAUGUAUUAUACAAUGCGAGAUUUCAAAAAAAUAUUUCAUAAUAUCUGAAUGUCUGGAAGAGCCAUCAGGAACAUGAACACUCUUUAUCCAGAUGCGACAACUAAAGAAUUGGCUGCUACUGAUAAUUUCUAUAUUAUAUGCCGAGCCAGAGAGGAGAUGGCAGCUAGUAAAAAAUUACCAUGUAAUCAUAUCUUCCAUACUGCAUGUUCUUGGUUCCAAUGCCAACAAAUAUGCCUGACGUGUCGUCGUUUGAAUAUCCUGAGGCCUACGCCAAAUAAUGCAUCAUCUAGACAACAAAAUCCUCCUCAGCCUGGACCGCAAAUACCUCCGCAAUCUCAGCAAGCACCUGAUGUUAAUCCUAUUGGCUCACCUUUUCACUUCCCAGUAUUUUGGGCUGGAUUAUCAGCUCCAAGAAUGCCACAGCAGCAGCAGCAUCAACAGCAACCUCCAAACAAUGCUGGAAGUAUUCUUCCACUUCAAAAUCCAGUACCACCUACUAGAAAUAUUCCACUUUUUCCGUCGCUAUUCCCUACAAUAGUACCAUUGCUACCUAUUCUUGUAUCACUCCCAAACUUAAUUGAAUUGAGCGAAGAAGAACUGAGAACAAUGGAAAGUAAUAUGCGACAAGCUGUACAAGCCAAAAUACAAACGCUGCAAAGGAUUCAACUCUUAUUGGAUGCGGCAAAUGCAAUGAUGAAUCAAUAUCAAACAACAGCUGCUACAGCGAACAUUCCUGUGAACAAUAAUUCUGCAAGCAAUAUCGACAGUACAUCGGAUAUGUCUACAAUGUCAAAACCAGGGACGAGCGGUACAGUGAACACAAACACUGGAGUUUGUAGCGAUAAUUCUCAAGUUAAAAUAGAAAUCUUAUUUCCAAGUACGUCAAAGGAAACUGCGUCUACUACAAGUAUAUUAAAGGAAGACACGUCUGCAUCUAAUGAUACGAUAGAUUUAUCUAAAACUGAAUCUUCAAGCGAACAAGAAAUGUUGCGCAGACUACAAAAAUUUGCAUCUCCACCGACAACAGAAUAAAUAAAGAACAUAAAAUUGUGUGAUAACUUAUGUAACAUAAUAAUCUUUAACUUGGUUUAUUA
Messenger RNA from Pogonomyrmex barbatus (red harvester ant), 1611 nucleotides. RefSeq names its product E3 ubiquitin-protein ligase synoviolin A-like. The record is from RefSeq and is a predicted model, not a curated record. Lineage: Eukaryota; Metazoa; Arthropoda; Insecta; Hymenoptera; Formicidae.